CUUCUGCCUGCCCCUGCCGCACUGCUCCAUGGCCCGGUGUAGGACGCUGGUGGCCGCCGCCCUGGCGCUGCUCCUGCCGUCAGCCCUUGCGUGGUACAAGCCUGCGGCGGGAUCCCACCCCUACUCGGUGGGUCGCGCCGCGGGGCUAUUGUCAAGUUUCCACAGGUUCCCGUCCACGCGACGCUCCGAGUCCCCAGCACUCCGGGUGGGAACCGGACCUCUGCGCAACUUGGAGAUCCGCGCCAGCGUAAGGAGCCUGGCCCUGUGUGUCAAAGAUGUGACCCCGAACCUGCAGAGCUGCCAGCGGCAACUCAACAGCCGAGGGACUUUCCAGUGUAAGGCGGACGUCUUCUUGUCGCUGCACAAGGCUGAGUGCCCGAGCGCCUGAACCCCAACUCAAACCUAGACGCUGCGGCCGGUGACUCUCUCCCUCCACCACCCAUGCCCAGUCUUCCUUGAAGUAGCACAGGCCCUGCGUGGUUUGGCUCCUGUGGCCCCUAAUUCCCACCAUGCUCCACAGCAAAUGACUAAACGAAUAAAGACGCAAAACUGUCUCUGGA
This is a messenger RNA of Grammomys surdaster, 560 nucleotides long. RefSeq names its product neuropeptide B (gene Npb). The transcript has 2 exons. The coding region runs from base 29 to 388 and encodes 119 amino acids. The record is from RefSeq and is a predicted model, not a curated record. NCBI's taxonomy places the organism in Eukaryota, Metazoa, Chordata, Mammalia, Rodentia, Muridae. Gene Ontology annotation, molecular function: G protein-coupled receptor binding. Gene Ontology annotation, biological process: feeding behavior; G protein-coupled receptor signaling pathway.